AUGGCCAGACUCACUGGCGAUGCCGACUACGAUGCCGGCGAAACGUCUGGGAAUGUACCACGUCCACGGUCCUUCUCUGGAACUAAUUAUGCAGACAAUGGACUCAGGACAAGGUGCGUUCCUCUAAGUCUUCCUACCAAUAUGACCAAGUUGCGACGUGGCGAUACUGGCGAUGCCGGCGAAACGUCUGGGAAUGUACCACGUCCACGGUCCUACUCUGGAAACGAUGCUGCAGACAAUGGACCCCGGACUAGGUGCGUUCCAAUAAGUCUUUCUACCAAUAUGACCAGUUUCGAAAACAGCAUACAAUGGACUCCGGACUAG
This is a messenger RNA of Protopolystoma xenopodis, 324 nucleotides long. The record is from the annotation of a GenBank genome assembly. NCBI's taxonomy places the organism in Eukaryota, Metazoa, Platyhelminthes, Monogenea, Polystomatidea, Polystomatidae.